This is a messenger RNA of Salarias fasciatus (jewelled blenny), 2016 nucleotides long. It is a transcript of the gene dnai1.2, whose product is annotated as dynein, axonemal, intermediate chain 1, paralog 2. Gene Ontology annotation, molecular function: dynein heavy chain binding; dynein light chain binding. Bases 1 to 2016 code for a protein of 671 amino acids. Gene Ontology annotation, biological process: outer dynein arm assembly; cilium movement. Lineage: Eukaryota; Metazoa; Chordata; Actinopteri; Blenniiformes; Blenniidae. The record is from RefSeq and is a predicted model, not a curated record. Gene Ontology annotation, cellular component: outer dynein arm. The transcript has 18 exons.
AUGUCCGUCAUCCCGAAAAUUAGCACUAUGGCUUCCAAAAAGGACGAAGAAGAGAAGUUUUGCAUUGGUGAAUUAAAUGAAGAGCCUCAUGGCAGAGGCCUCAUUCAUCCUACAGACCAGGCAGAGCUCACAGAGGCUGAGCUGAAUGAAGAAUUCACUAGGAUCCUAACUGCAAAUAACCCGCAUGCCCCUCAAAAUAUUGCACGUUACAGCUUCAAGGAACGAUCCUUCAAACCGAUAAUUGUGGAUCAGAUGGCUGUGCACUUUGUGUUGGAGAGCAAUCUCCUGCAUAAAGACUCUGAUGAGGCUCGUAGACUGAUGGCCAAGGAGCGUCUCCUAGAAGGUAAAUCACUAACACUGAAGGUGAAACCUGUCAUUGUUGUUUUUCCAAAGGCAACCCCUGUAGAGGAUGGAGGGGAGGCAGAGGAGGCUGGAGAGGAGGACAGGCCAGACAGUGUUGCCUCCAAAGCUGACAAGAAGGAGCUGAAAGUCACCAACCAGUUCAACUUCAGUGAAAGGGCCUCCCAGACCCUCAAUAAUCCACUGAGGGAAAGAUACUGUCAGACUGAACCUCCUCUGCGUAGCAAUUUCUCAGCUACUGCUAACCAGUGGGAAAUAUAUGAUGCCUACCAGGAGGAGCUGCAGAAACAAGAAAAAAACAAAGAGAAGCAAAAAGCUGCACCAUCAAAGAAAGAUGAGGAGAAGAACAAGAACAUGGUGCAGACGGAGACUCAGAGCGAUGAUAUCUCAAAAGUGGGGAAGGCAGCAAAGAUCUUAGAAAGAAUGGUCAGUCAGAACACGUAUGAUGACAUUGCACAAGAUUUUAAAUACUUUGAAGACGCUUCUGAUGACUUCAGGGGUCAGAAGGGCACCCUUCUCCCUCUGUGGAAGUUCAGAUAUGACAAAGCUAAAGGGCUGUCUGUCACUGCCCUCUGCUGGAAUAAAAAGUAUCAGGAUCUGUUUGCCGUUGGAAUGGGAUCAUAUGACUUUUUGAAACAAGGACAAGGCAUGCUCAUAGUCUACUCACUGAAGAACCCAGCUUUCCCAGAGUACGUCUACUCCACUGCUUCUGGCGUGCUGUGCCUGGACAUCCACAAGCAGCGCUCCUACCUGGUGGCGAUUGGCUUCUACGAUGGCUCUGUGGCGGUCUACAACUUAAAGGAGAAGGGCCAGGAGCCUGUGUACAAGAGCACACCCAAGACUGGCCAGCACACUGACCCUGUGUGGCAGGUGCGCUGGCAAGAUGAUGAUAUUGACAACUACCACAACUUCUACUCAGUGUCCUCUGACGGUCGAGUUGUGUCCUGGACACUUUUCAAGCAUGAACUGGUGUUCACAGACAUCAUUACUCUGCCACUGCAUGGUGCCAUCUCCGAGAAACCACAAUGUGCACACCUGCAACUUACUGCUUGUGGGACAUCAUUAGACUUCCACAAACAGACUGACUUUCUGUUCCUUGUUGGCACUGAGGAGGGGAAAAUACAUAAGUGCUCCAAGCUUUACUCAACCAAGUACCUGGAGACAUACUGUGCCCACAGUCUGUCCAUCUAUGCAGUGAAAUGGAACCACUUCCAUCCAGAAGUCUUCAUCUCUUGCAGUUCAGACUGGACCAUCGUGGUCUGGGACCAUCUCAUCAACACUCCGAUGUUGAUCUUUGAUCUUAAAGACCCCGUUGCAGACGUGGCCUGGUCUCCAUACUCCUCCACUGUCUUUGCUGCUGUGACAACAGAUGGAACAGUUCAUGUCUUUGACCUCAGCGUCAACAAAUACGAGCCCAUCUGCCAGCAGCCGGUGGUUCCCAAAAAGAAGACCAAGCUGACUCACAUUGAAUUUAAUCCCAUCUAUCCCAUCGUCAUCGUGGGUGAUGACCGAGGCUUCGUCACCAGCCUCAAACUCUCCCCAAACCUACGCAAGAAACCAAAGGUGAAGAAGGGUGAAGAGGUGCCAGAGGGUCCAGAAGUCGAAAUUGCCAAGAUGGAGAAACUCCUCAGUCUGCUGAAGAAGAGCAAAGACUGA